UAGCCGCAUCAUCGAAAGGCGCAUCUUGCCUGCUUCUCGAGACCGUUCAGACCGUCAAUCCAUAGAAACCUCGAUACGCAUAGAAACAUCCUUGGCGGCCUCAUCAGAUGGUAGCUGCAGUGACCAUGGCGAACAAGCCGCCCUCACCGCCCACUGCUGCCCCUCAGGCGCCUGUCAUCGCAUCAAAAGUCAAGAGACGAGCCUCGUUCGACGCUUCGGGCUCCAAGCCCUACUCACAAAGGACCGGCUUCAGUGUAUCUGCUCAGCCGAAUCAGAAGCCUACACCCAGUGCAGCCAAGGCGGAGACGACCGAGCCAGCCGAGCUGUCGGACGAGAGCGACGUUCCCGCAAGUACGGGCAUGUUAGCAAAAGCGGCGGAUGAAGUAGCGAUCAAGCGCAAGCAACAAGCAGAGGCAGCCGCUGCAACGGCGACUGCUUCGAAGCCCAAAAACGGCCGGGAAGAGUCAGAUUCAGCCUCUGUCUCGUCCGUCGAAUCUCACGAGUCGAGCUCGGCCGGGUCAGUCUAUGGCUGCUCUGCCGAUGAUUCGUCGGACGAUCACAGAGCGGAAGUGUCAUCAGUGUCAUCUGUUGAUGAUGAAGCCUUACCGUCUGUCAUGUCCAAGCUUGACGAUGCCGAGAAAGCCAGCGGACUGAACGGACAUCGCGCUUCUGCGUCAUCUGCAUCCAUCGACAGCUCUUUCUCUAGUACGCCGACAGUCACGGCCGGCGCCAGUCCGAACGCAUCGAACCAGUCGUCGCCUACAGCAUCCCCCAGGCAAACGUCGGGCCAACUGAAGCCUCAAAAUUCGACUGUGCAGUACACCUCUGCUUCCUCCACUGCAGGUUAUUCUGCCGGCGCGACCACCUCGGGUGGCAUCGUCGUUCCCGCCUAUCCCUACAAUGUCUCGAUGCCCUACAUGCCAGGCUCGACCGUGUCUCACGCGUACCAUUACAACAAUUCGCGCGAUGGCUCUCCCUCUUCCUCGGACGCGGGCUCGCAUAACGCUAGCCGGGAGACUUCAUCGAAUGGCCAACCAGGAGGGCCGCAAACUCCCCUGAAUGACGAUUCGGAGAUUCAGACUCGUCUGCCGAGCAUCUGCGUGGAUUAUCUCUCACACCAGUGGGAUGAGACGGAUGUCUGGGCGAGCUGGAAGGCCAUGACCAAACAUAAGAACGAGAUCGUCAAUGGCGUCAGGCUCGAGAAUGCGAGUUGGCGUACAUGGGCCAAACAGCGCAACAAGUUGAAAACGAUCAGUCCAGAAACGCUCAAUUGGCUGAAGGACAGUGACGUCACUUGGCUCUAUGGGCCUUUGCACACCGGCGUCGACCCUGUGCCGCCGCCCAAAGCUGCUACCCUCGGCGAUCGUCUGGGACUCGAAAGUACAGCGGCGUCUAGCCUAUCGAGCGAUGGAUCGGAUAACACAGAGAAAGCUCCUCUUAGCGUUCGGGGCGCUUCAACUGCCAGGGCGAAGAAGCCCAUUCUCAAGUACAGAUCACUGUCUGAUAUCCUUAAUCUGCCCUCGUCGCCGGGCCCUGUGCUUGGCUCGUCUGCCACUGAUGGCGACUAUCUUACUCGCGGUGCUGCAUCUACAGACGCUCCUGCUGGUCCGGGCGUCCCAUACGCUGCCAAUCUGCGCAAAACUGCGGUAGCGGGCGCAAGUAUCUUAUCGCCUGCAACCUCGACGGCAAUACGCUUCAGCAGUCCUGAGGUCUCCGAUGACGGCGAAUCUACGCCACACGCGGGCGGCAGUCAGUCCAGUCGAAGGAACAGCAAAGAUUCUAAACCCAAGAAGCACAUCUCGUUCAAUCAUCGGGUCGAACAGUGUAUAGCAGUCGAUCAGCAGGACGAUCAAGAUCCACACUAUCGUCGGCAGCAGCGUCUGAGCAAUCUGCACCAUCGCUUCAUCGACGAAGAGGAGGAAGCAGAGGGCGACGAGGACGACGAAGAUGAUGACGAGGAUGACGUUUUGACGUUCAAGUCGAGUCCCCGCUCGGCGACUUUUGCGCCACUGCAGACGCUAGAGCAUCACACCAUCGCAAAGCUAGCGCCGACGACACUCAAGUCAUCAGAAGAGCUGCCCGCUCCUAGUCCUAUCGUAAUCUAUUCGACUGAUGAGGAGCAUUCAUCUCCGGAGCCCGAUAGCGCGACAGAUCUCGUCGGCACUUCCAAACGCACCCAAGCGAGCUACAUCGCGACAACGCGUCCGACUGCUCAAGACUCGGCCACUCAGUCCACUGACGUCGAGACGGAAGAGACCGUCGCGUCGCCUUCGCUUGGUAAUUCGGUCGUUGGCGACGGGUAUGGCGUAGGCGAAGUCAGUAACGACUCUUCGCUGCCAGUGCGCACUUCCUCGUCAUCAUCGCUCUCUUCGCAAGGAUCUCGCAGGCGUAGUCGAGGCAGUGCGGGCAAUAGUCCGAGCUCCUCCGGCGCAAAUUCACCUUACAAUGCUGGCUCCCGCGAGAAUUUGGAUUCGUACAGUAGAAGUCCUUCGGGAUCCGGCACGCCAACGCCAGUCAGCAAUUCCCCUAGUCAGUCGCCGCCAAAUGUGAAUACACUCCUCUCGCGCGGUCGCUCGACUUCACGAGGCUCUUCAGCUUCGCUCGAUCGCUCAGCCUCUAUAGACCGCAGGUCAGCAGCAUCACCGGUUUCGUACUCUCCCUCGGAUCUGUCAGGCUCGCGUCCAAUAGAGAUUCCUCGCGGUCGAACACCGCGUAGCAGGCAAAGCAGCAGCGAGGCUGGCACUUCACUUGGAAGCUAUUCGGAUGCGGACACUUUGCGUGCGAGCUCUAGCCCGCGAUCGCCUGGCUCCGGUAGCAGCAGCGGCAGCUUUGGCGGACGAUCGCCGCGCUCCGAGACUGCGAACGCAAAGAAAGGCCCGAGCUCAUCGGUGAGCACGAUCAUCCCGGCGCCUAUUGCCAUUGCGAAGCCUACUAUCAGCAGAGGCUUCCGACCACCCUCAGAAGUCGGUUCAGAUGACGAUGAUGACGAUCGCUAUCUUUUCGAUUCGCCUGCAAUACCGUCUUCGCCGUCGAUUCAGGCGGCUGAUCGCAACUCUUCCUUCUCAAAGCUCAGCUUCCUCAGAUGGGCUGAUGAGCCGAGCGGCGCGAAGACCUCUGCUGCUCGUCGGGCGCUUCUCCGCACGGCUGCUGGACGGCUAAUAGGAGCAAAUCCCGACGGCACAACGACGGUUGCACAGCUCGACGAUGGUGUCAGUUCGGUCACCUAUGGCGCAGAUCUGUCUGCUGCGCGAACAGACGAUUAUGGCUUCGGCUACGACGAAUACGAUGACGAUCAAAGCUCAGUCUUUGGUCGGACGGUCGAGAUUGCGACAACUGCACGAGAUCUGGUGGGCGCAUUGUGGAAUGUUGGUUCGAGCGUAAUAUGGAGAAGGGGCGAAACGGCACCUCAAGAUGGCAAUGAGCAAGAGCAUCGUUAAGGCUCUCACUUGUACUUUAUCUGUAGAGCCCAAGAGC
This is a messenger RNA of Mixia osmundae IAM 14324, 3474 nucleotides long. RefSeq lists its product as uncharacterized. Gene Ontology annotation, biological process: cellular response to glucose starvation; protein catabolic process in the vacuole. The record is from RefSeq and is a predicted model, not a curated record. The coding region runs from base 108 to 3437 and encodes 1109 amino acids. The transcript has 4 exons. Lineage: Eukaryota; Fungi; Basidiomycota; Mixiomycetes; Mixiales; Mixiaceae.